This is a messenger RNA of Argiope bruennichi, 1133 nucleotides long. Its product is annotated as ribosome production factor 1-like. NCBI's taxonomy places the organism in Eukaryota, Metazoa, Arthropoda, Arachnida, Araneae, Araneidae. The transcript is spliced from 2 exons. Gene Ontology annotation, molecular function: rRNA primary transcript binding. Gene Ontology annotation, biological process: maturation of 5.8S rRNA; maturation of LSU-rRNA. Gene Ontology annotation, cellular component: nucleolus; preribosome, large subunit precursor. Bases 175 to 1095 code for a protein of 306 amino acids. The record is from RefSeq and is a predicted model, not a curated record.
UUUUCCUUAUUUAUUUACAACAUAAUUUGGAAUAACGUAAAGUAAAACGUGGAAAAUCUAAAUUAAAAUAAAAUUAUUUAUAGAGAUCAUCUAUCUGAAAAAGUUCAUUGAAAAGAUAAAGCUCUUACAAUUAUUACCUCGUUUUAAAAGAAUAUACUUAUAAUCUGUUCAAUAAUGGAAGACGAAAUACCCAAACUUAUUCCAGCGAGAAACAUUUCUGAGAUCAAAAACAAGCAGCGUCGACUUGAAGAAUAUUUGAAAUUAAAGCAAGAGAAACUUAAAUUGAAAAAGGCUAAAAAGAAAGCAAAAGCCAAAGCUAUCGCUGCUGGUGAAAAUGUCCCGAAACAAGUUCCCAGAACCCUUGAAAAUACCCGAGAACCCGAUGAAACAAUGGUCGAUCCUGAAGAUCAAGAGAUCCAAGCCGACCAGAGCUUUGAUGAGUUUUCGAGCUAUUACAACAGAGAAGAACCUCCUAAAGUUGUCAUUACUUGCAGUGAGAAUCCACACACCUGGACCAUCCGCUUCUGCAGAGAAUUAAAAUUAUUAAUCCAAGAUUCGAUAUUUGUUUAUCGUCGCCAUGCGAGUUUGAAGAAACUAGUUGAAGAAGCCAAACGUCGGGAAUUCACCAAUGUUGUAGUUGUCACUGAAGAUAGAAGACAUCCCACUGGUAUGUUGGUGAUCCAUCUACCAGAAGGUCCUACGGCAUUUUUCAGAAUAAGCAGCGUCAAGUACUGUAAAAAUAUUAAAAAUCGUGCUGAAUGGACAUCUCAUAAGCCGGAAAUUGUUAUGAACAACUUCCGUACUCGACUGGGUCUUUCCAUUGGUCGACUGUUUACGUCCCUUUUCCAGUACAAUCCAGAUUUCCGUGGCCGAAGAGUUGUAACCUUUCAUAAUCAGAGAGAUUACAUAUUUGUGCGACAUCACAGGUACGAAUUUAAAAACGAAUCCCGGGCGGCUUUGCAAGAAAUUGGGCCUAGAUUCACUCUUCGUUUACGCAGUCUUCAGAAAAACACCUUCGAUACAAAAUUUGGGGAAUACGAGUGGAUACUUAAGAGACAUGAAAUGGAAACGAGUCGCAGAAGAUUCUUCUUGUAAUAAUUUAUGGCUCAAUAAAGUAUAUUGAUUGGCAUUGA